CCCCAGUUACUUAAAAGCAUGUGUCAGUGCAGUCAGAGAGGUAGAAGCUGCACAAUGAAGGAACGCAUCUUUUCGAUACUGCUCCUGAUCUUGACCGUGCACACAGGAUGUUCAACGCAAACAGACAGAUUCUUUAUCUCAGCCCCUGCUGUGUUUCAUAUGGGGGUUAAAGAGAAAGUUGUUGUCCAGAUGAAAGGGGCUAAUCUAAAUAAACCUGUUACUCUCUAUCUGGAGCAUGAGAGUUCUGGUACUGUGGUGUCUAAGAAGGAAACCAUUUCGUGUGCAAAUGAAGCUGACAUCAAAACAGUUGAGCUCAUGAUAGACAGUGAUAUUAUGUCAACAAUCGAUCCACCACCUCCCUACCUCCUGGUAGCGGCAGACGGCCUCAGUAAAAGACAAUUGACAAGGGUCCUGGUAUCAAAGCACAGAGGGCACAUUUUUAUCCAGACUGAUCAGCCAAUGUACAACCCAACAGAGACAGUGAAAUACAGGAUUUUCGCUCUUGACCAGACAUUAAGGCCACUUGAUGAUGUUCUACACAUAUCAGUGUUUAAUGCUGCCGGGAACAGAGUACUGAAAUCUCCUAAGCGUGCAAAAGGGGGAAUAUUCAGAGACACAUUCACCAUACCUGAUGUCUCUAAGAUGGGCACAUGGAACAUUACGGCACACUAUGACGAUGAUCAAGCCCAUGCUGCUUUCCGAGAGUUCAAAGUCCAGAAAUUUGUUUUACCAACUUUUGAGGUGAGCAUCACAAUGGAUCAGAACUACAUUUUGUUGAAUGAUGAGUGGUUGAACUUCACCAUCUCAGCCAUGUAUUCAUAUGGUGAGAAAGUUAAUGGGGCCUACCACUGUCAGUUCGGAGUGGUAACAAAAGGCACAACGAAUCCUGACUUUAUCAAGGGACUGGAGUUGACUGGUUCGGUCGAGUAUGGAGAUGCAAAAGCGGCUCACACCAUGGCAAAAAUAAUUCAGCACAUCCGAGAUCAGCGGGGUCAAACCCUCAUUGAUUUGCAGCAAAGUGGAGCACAACUCUAUUUGGGAGUAUUUGUCACCAACAUACAAAGUGGUGAAAUACAAGAAGCAGAAGUUUUCCUUCCUAUCAUCCCCCACCCAUACAUUAUGGAUCUCUCUCGAACUCGCUCAUAUUACGUUCCUGGAUUUCCACUGGAUGUGGUGGUGUCCCUGCGUAACCCAGAUGGCUCCCCAGCAGCUGAUGUACCAGUUAAGAUUGAUGUAGGAGCCUCCACUGAGAAAUCUUUGGAAGGCACCACUGACAGCGAGGGGGCAGUGGUUUCUGUCUUUAAUAUUCACAAAACAACUGCUGACAUUACUGUUGAAGUGUCUGCAGAUGGCCUAGAAAAGAGGAAAGUAAUUCAACAGUUUUCAUCUCCACAUGACAGCUACCUUUACCUGAGUUUUACCAACAGGAUGUACUCUGUGAAUGACGUUCUAUCAGUGACAUAUAACACCAACAACGCCCCAGAUAAUGGCAAUAUAUACUACAUGGUCUUAAGCCGUGGGGUCAUAAUAAAAAUGGAUUCUUUGCGACUUGGUAAGUCAGUGAGAUCCAACUUGGCGAUAACCGCUGACAUGGUGCCAUCCUUCCGUCUGAUUGGCUACUUCUACAGCCAGAAUGGUGACAUCAUUGCUGACUCUAUAUGGGUAGAUGUCAGGGAUGAAUGUCAGAUAACGGUCAAGGUGGACCCAAAAGCACCAUUUACUCCUGGAAAAAGAGCAAGGCUAGAAUUUGAUUUACAUGGUGAGAGAGCAAAAGUGGCUUUGCUGGCAGUUGAUAAAGCCUUCUAUGCUCUCAAAGCAGACAAUAAACUCACAGCCAAACAGGUGUUUUCCUCUAUGCAGUCAUAUGACCUUGGCUGCUCAUACGGUGGAGGAUCUAACCCAGCAUCUGUACUAACUGAUGCUGGCUUGUCGUUUGCGUCUCAGUCCAGCGAAGGGAUGGGAAGAACAGAUGUUGUCUGUCGUUCACAAUCUGAACGACAACGCCGUUCUGUGGACCUUCAGCAGGAAAUUAUGAGCUUAAAAUCUAACUUUUCUGAUAAAACGUUGCAAGAAUGUUGUGUUCGCGGGUUUUCUCUCAUCCCCAUGAGACGAACAUGUCAAGAAAGAGCGAAGAGGGUGUCUCAGGUGGAACCUGAUUCAGUCUGUGCAGACGUCUUUUUGAAAUGCUGCCUUGAGGGAGAACGUCUGAGACAAAAAAAGGUUGAAGAGGAUGCCCUGAAACAACUCGGCAGGACUGUGAGCAUGUCUGAGAUUGAACAGUUCUUCUUUGACAGCACUGCUCAGUACAUUCGAAGAUUUUUCCCCCCAAGCUUUGAAUUCAAAGAAUUCGAAGUAAAUAACAAAAAAACUUAUGAUUUCCAUCUACCUGAUUCCAUCACCACAUGGGAGAUUCAGGUCGUCACUUUAUCUCCAACCACAGGUUUCUGUGUAGUUAAGCCAUCUGAGGUCAAAGCAUUUAAGAAGGCAUUUGUGUCUCUGAGACUGCCAUACUCGGUAAAAAAAUAUGAGCAACUAUCCAUUUCACCUGUUAUCUACAACUAUGGUGAUAGACCACUACAGGUGGCAGUUCACAUGGAACAAACUGAAGGUCUGUGUUCGCCUGGCUCAGCCACCACUUCCGCCUUUGUUAACAUUACAGUGGAAGAAAGAUCUUCCCAGUUAGUCUCCUUCUCUGCUGUCCCAAUGGUAACCGGCUCAAUACCCAUCAAAAUACGUCUCUAUGAUAUGGAGGAAGGGGACGGAAUAGAUGCACUUGAAAAGCUUUUGAAUGUAUUGACAGAAGGAGUACAAAGGGAAGAAGAAUCAACCAGAGUGAUUAAAUUUGAUGUAAGGAGCACAAAUAAUAUUGAUAAUAUUGAUGGGACUUUACCAGAUGAAACAGUCCCUGACUCCGGCUCCAACAUUUUCAUCUCAGUGGAAGAGGACGGAUAUAGCAUUUCACAUGUAAGGAGCCUUCUUUUACCUAAGAUGGUUGUUAACUUGAUCACAUUGCCUGAUGGAUGUUUGGAACAGACAAUGUCACUAAUGGCCCCCACAGUUGUGGCCCUCCGCUACCUUGACCUGAGUGAGCAAUGGUUUAACCUGCCUGCAGGCAGCAGAGAUGAUGCUCUUGAUAAGGUUGAGAAAGGUUAUGUGAGAGUUAAAGGUUUCAGGCGAGGCCUAUCUUAUCGACCAUGGUAUUCAGGGAAACCUAGUAAUUGGUUGACUGCCCUUGUUCUCAAAUAUCUGUCGUUGAUGGCAGAGCGUCAGAUAGUGGCUUUUGGACAGCAGGGCAGGAGGCCUACGGUUGUAGCAGAUGAAGAGAUCAGAAAACCAGUCCAAUAUUUGCUCUCCGUACAGAACAAUGAUGGUUCAUUCACUGACCCAUGGCCAGUGCUACACAAAGGAAUUCUGAAAGGCAAUGACCACGAUGCAUCAAUGACAGCUUUCAUAACUCUUGCACUGCACCGGUCCCUUCAAUUCCUGGAAGCUGACAGCAAGAAUAAUAUGAUGGCAAAGAUUUUAAAAUCAACAACAUAUCUCACUUCACACUUUGAGGAGCUUCAGCAUCCCUAUGCUGUGGCCAUUACAGCCUACUGCCUCGCAGUGUGCCUGCCAAAAGGAGCAGAUCUCACAGAUGUGUGGAAAAAACUUCAAGACAAGGCUACUUUAGGGUUGGAUGGCUGUUAUCUGUGGACAACUGAUGUCAGUAAAAGUAAUCAAGAGAGGGCAAAUGCUAUCACAAUAGAGACUACAGCCUAUGCCCUCCUAACUACAGUGGCACUUGGGCACACUGAGUGGGCAGACAAGACAGCCUGUUGGUUAACCACCCAAGAAAACUAUGAGGGAGGCUAUACAACAUCACAGGAUACCGUCAUGGCAUUGGAAGCCCUUUCUGAAUAUGAGUUAAAGAGGUCCUUACGUCCUGCAGCAAAUCUAGUAGCAGAGUUCUCAGUCCCAGGAAAAAGCAACAUAGUAAAGCUUGCACUGGAAAAUAAGGAGAGGGUGGAAGUAGAUCUUAGGAAAUUUGUAGGGAACAACAUUUCUGUGAAGUGGACAGGACAAGGGAAUAUCAAGUUUAAAGUUAAGAAGGCUUACCAUUUACUUGAACCUGAUGACAACUGUGAAAAACUGUUUAUCAAUGUCACAGUGAAUGGGAAAGUGAAGUACACUGCUAAGAUAAUAGAAAAUUAUGAUUAUUAUGAUGACGACGAUGUCAAUGAGGAGAAAGACACACGAGUGCCACGGUCAGCAAUUGAGUGGUUUGAUGCUCGUACCCGAAACAGGAGAGAUGUUGACAUCGUAAACUCAGACAACAUAGUCACCUACGAAGUCUGUGUCAGUUACAGCCUGACCAGUAAUCUCACAGGAAUGGCUAUCGCUGACAUCACACUUCUGAGUGGAUUUGAGGCUGAAACACAGGACCUGGACAAGCUAAAAAUGGAACCUGAACGAUACAUCUCUCAUUAUGAAGUCUCUAAAGGAAGAGUGCUGCUCUAUUUCGAUGAGCUCUUUAAGCCAGAGGAAUGUAUUAGUUUUGAUGCUGUACAGAGAGUGGCAAUUGGCCUUCUUCAGCCUGCUCCAGCUGUGUUCUAUGAUUAUUAUGAACCAAACAGAAAAUGUAGUGUACUCUACUCUGCCCCCCGAAGGAGCAAGAUGGUCUCCAAACUGUGUUCAGAAGAUGUGUGCCAAUGUGCAGAAAGACCCUGUCAUAAAGUACAAACUAUACUCAAAGGUUUAAAAAAUCGAAGAAUUACUAAGCGAGACCGUGAUGAACAUGCUUGCUUCUCUCCUACAGUCGAUUACGCAUAUAUAGUUCAAGUUCUCAAUAUUUCUACGAAGAGUAACUUUGACCUAUACAGCACUAAUGUGAACGAAGUACUCAGAUCAAAUCGAGAUUCUCUCGUGACUGAAGAUUCUGUUCGAGUGUUUGCUAAGAGGCGUCAGUGUAAGGGACAGUUAGAUUUGGGAAAAGAGUACCUUAUCAUGGGCAAAGAUGGCUCCACAACCGACUCAACUGGAGUGAUGCAGUAUCUGCUGGAAUCAAACACCUGGGUUGAGAAAAAAGAAUGUGACAAAGGUUCCACUAAACCUGUCUGCAGAGGGUUUAAUGCGUUUAUAUCUGAGUACAAGGUGGAUGGCUGCAAACAAUGAAACAGACAGCCACACACAUUUUCAUUUCAGUUUUGUAUAACAUUUUCAUUUUAGUGCAACUCAGCAACCCAAGUUAUCAAUUAAAUGUCAGCAUGUGUGUUUUGUCUGGUUGUGUCUAAAGUAUUGUACAACAACAUCCUUAAGUAUUGAGACAUUACUGGAAAAUAGUUAAUCGGUCCAUUACAGUGUCAUUUUAAAUUGUAUUACUUACAGUUUGUAACUAUUAAUCAUUUCUUUAUAUCCAAUACAGUUUCCUGCAUUUAAAAUAAAUUUUUUAUGUGGCAACUG
Scomber japonicus (chub mackerel) is the source of this 5442-nucleotide messenger RNA. RefSeq names its product complement 4B (Chido blood group) (gene c4b). Gene Ontology annotation, molecular function: endopeptidase inhibitor activity; protein binding. Gene Ontology annotation, cellular component: extracellular region. Gene Ontology annotation, biological process: complement activation. The transcript has 41 exons. Bases 19 to 5154 code for a protein of 1711 amino acids. The record is from RefSeq and is a predicted model, not a curated record. Lineage: Eukaryota; Metazoa; Chordata; Actinopteri; Scombriformes; Scombridae.